Messenger RNA from Uranotaenia lowii, 1736 nucleotides. RefSeq lists its product as uncharacterized. Gene Ontology annotation, biological process: fatty-acyl-CoA biosynthetic process; long-chain fatty acid metabolic process. Gene Ontology annotation, molecular function: long-chain fatty acid-CoA ligase activity. The transcript has 2 exons. Lineage: Eukaryota; Metazoa; Arthropoda; Insecta; Diptera; Culicidae. Bases 62 to 1714 code for a protein of 550 amino acids. The record is from RefSeq and is a predicted model, not a curated record.
ACCUGUCUCGGUGCAGAGUUCCGUUGAUAAGCUCGUUUUUUCUCAUCAAAUCUAAACUAGAAUGCGUCCCCUGAAAGAUGUGUUCACGUUCUACGAUCCCGAAAACAAAAUCUGGUGCGGAAUUCCUUCCGCUCCGCCCUACAAUCCGGAUCAAAACCUGGCCCAACUGGUGUUGAGUAUACUCGAUAAAAAUCGACAGCAGGUGGUACAAAUUAACGCGGACAGUGAUUCCGAGAUUACCGGGGCCGAAUUGCGACUUCGGGCGAUCAAAAUAGCCCAAAAUUUGUCCGGGAGAGGUUUCAGCCAACGUGAUUCGUGCGUGAUGGCCGUAGGAAACGGGGAUCAUACGGCGCCCGUUUUGUUUGCCUGUUUGGCACUGGCAAUUCCGGUUAAUACGUUGGAUCCUUCCUUCGAUAGGGAAGAUUUGGGACACAUGCUUGAAACGGUUCGACCGAGGUUGAUAUUUUGUGACACGGGAAAAACGUUGGAGGAGAUGAAGGCAGCCUGUCGAAAUAUGGGCUCAGAAGCAACGAUUUUUCAAAUGGAUGGCGAUCGCAUUGAAGGCUGUAGUCACGUGGAGGACCUGCUGAUAUCAACUGGAUCGGAAGAUACUUUUAGGCCCGUCAACGUAACUGAUGCCUCCCGGCAGACGGCCGUCAUGAUCUGUUCUUCCGGGACGACCAGCCGUUCCAAGGUCGUCUGCCUAUCACAUGCCAACUGUAUCAGACACGUUGCCAACUUCUUCGACUGUCUUCACGGGGAGCGCAUUUUCGCGUUCAGCUCCCUUUACUGGCUGUCCGGCUUGAUGAUUUUGCUGGUUGGAACUCUUUGGGGAGCGACUCGAAUUAUCACCAGAAGACCUUUUAGUCCUAAAUUUGCGUUGGAAUUGUUCCAGAGGUAUCGACUAAAUAUGGUUUGUAUGCCACCCUCGCAAGCAUUUGCCUUGAUACAUGAGCCUGGCUUGGAACGGGCCAAUUUGUCCAGUUUAAGGCUGUUUUUGUGCGGUGGAGGGCAGGUGACGGCUCAUUUGAAGCGGUCUCUUCAACGAUACAUCACUAAAGGUUCAGUAGAGAUUCCUUAUGGCCUUUCGGAACUAGGCACAGCAGCUACUCAUACUCGUGGGGAAUUUUAUCGAGACGGAUCUGUGGGAUAUGCUCGAGCCGGAAUGGAGCUCAAAAUCGUUGAUGACGACGGAAACUCUCAGGAUAUCGGGCAGCAGGGUGAAGUACUGAUUCGUGCUAGAGACAUUUUCAAGGGCUAUUUAGGGAACAAAGAAGCAACGGAAGAGAUGAUCGACUCUGAAGGGUGGCUCCAUACAGGGGAUAUAGGUAGGUUCGACGCUGAUGGAUUGCUGUACAUAGUGGAUCGCAAAAAGGAUAUUAUAAAGUACAACAAUUUUCCGUUCGGCCCAACUGAAAUUGAGGACAUCAUCCAACAAGUGCCGGGAGUUAACGCUGCCUGUGUAGUUGGAUUACCAACGGAAACGGGAUCCGAUUUGGUAACGGCAUUUGUGGUUAGAGCUGAGGGUUACGAAACGUGUGAUGAGAAUAGGAUACUGGAGGCGGCCCGUCGAAAGCUGCCGGACUACAAACAAAUAAGAGGUGGCAUAUUUUUCGGAGAAAAGCUUCCGAUGACGCCCUCGGGGAAGGUUCUCAGAAGAAAUGUCAAGGUUUUAUUGAGUGAAAUAGUUAACAAUGGGAAAACUUUGAAGUAGAAUUUUCUUCAAAAUUAAUGUU